GAACUGAGGCCAUGCUGAGUGAAACUGAGACCUCCGUUCACCUAGCUCUCCAAAAAGCGUGGCUACAAUUAAGCUUGCAAUCAACUCCUUUAAACACUGUCCAGAUAUGGAAAACCCAGAGGUUGAGUCAGACUUUCUCCGAAGUGUGCAUGCCCUUCUUCGGGAACUUGAUGGCCAUCAUCCAGCCUUCCAGAGUGAGAGAGGGAUGCUGAGAUGGACCUUGCACAAGAAAAUGGACCGGAAUCCCCAAAAUGGAAUCCUCUGGAUUAAAAUUUUGGUGAAAGAACUUGAAAGAGCAGAAAGAUGUAACCAUCAGAAGCACAUCAUCCCCCUGCUUCACACACUGAUGUAUACUCUGAUCAAAGUGCCUUGCUUAUCUGAUGACCUAUAUGAGAGGGUCUAUGAUUUCUUCAAGAAGUUGCUUACUUUACCCAAGCCUUUCUGCACUAUUGGUUUGGAUUAUGCUUGCCAACUGAAACUAGAACGCGCAAUACCAGGGAUAUUAUACCAAAGGAAAGUCUCUGCAGAACAAGGUCUCAAAAAUGACUCAUUCCCUUAUCAGGAUAAGAUUUUCAUGUUUGUUGAUCCAGAUUUGCUCUCUGGGGCUGUGUGCCAAGCACUAGUUGAUGAAAUCAAGGCUGCUCAAAUGUUCCAGUGUGCCAGGUCCUGCAUGAUCUAUGUAAUAGCGCAUGCCUUCCAAACAGGCCUAAAGGAACAUUGUGAUAUGAGGAACUUGCACGAAGUAUUUCAGGCAAAACCCUUAGAUGAGAUUGAACACUGUUUCCAAGAAGUGAUGGCAGCAACUGAACAUGCAGUUGAGGAAAUGAAUCUGGAAUAUAGUCGAUAUGUUGAGGCCCUUGAGAACAUCUAUAGCACAUUGUUGAGUUCUUCGGAGAGAAGGGUGAAGAAGUCUUCAGUAGGCAAAAGUUCAGACAUCCCUUUGCCCAAUCCUAAAAUCAGCUUCCACCUGUGGACUGAUGAAGACCAACUUUGGAAAGAGCUGGUGCAGUUUCUCCGUUCACCAAGUCAGAGUGGUGAACAGGAUUCUCUGAGUCCAGGACUGGAUGGCUUUGAAUUUCAAGAUCUGGUGCCAGAUUACGACUGCUGUGAACAGACACGUUUCUCUGUGCUCUCCAAUGACAGUGGGAUUGAGCGAGACUUGCCCCUUCUGGCUGAUGACAUGCCAACUUCCUGCAAUGCUGAGACUGAGCACUCUCGGCUCCAGAGAAAGGGUUGCAUGAAGAAGAAAUAUGCAGAUAGCAUAGCUUUGCUUCAGAGUAAUUGCAGUGGGCAAGGUGCAAAGCCAACUGGGAAACUGCAGCGGAAAUACGGUGGUAGUAUCAUAGAACCAAUAGUUAAAGUGAAAAAACUGCAUACAGCUCGGGUCUUGGUGCUGGGUGAUGACAGGAUACUGGGACGCCUUGCCCAGGCCUAUCACUCUUUGAGGAAGCGAGAAAGCAGGCGGGUGUUUCUUACACAAAGGCUAAAAGUACAUUUUUAUUAUGUGCCUCUUGUUGAAGAGCAACCAAUCUCUUCCCUUAUUGAGGGAGAGCCAUGUGAGUUGGCUGCCUAUCUUGGAAGAGCUGAUCCGUGGUACGAGAGCAAUAUUAAUUCCCUCUGUUACACAAUUCCGAAGCUGGCCACCAUGCUUUCUUCACCAAGCAAAUCCACACUCUCUGAAUUGUUUAUUAUUGAUGUGAUUACAUAUUAUGUGCGUCUGGGCUUACAGCCAGUUUUCUUCCAAGUCUAUGCCGUGAAGAUUUUUUUUAAUAAUGCUGCCUUGGAGCCAGUUGAGGACAUUUUCCUCACUGAGUUAAGAAUAAACUUUGAAGAGUUCAACUCUUCCAGAGACAAUUUACCAACGAAGAAGAAACCAACAAUAGAAUUUCCUGGUGCAGAACUUACAUUAUUCUAUAAAAAGGUUUUGCUGAGUAACCGUGAACAGGAUGAGAUGAUUUCUUUGCGAUCUACAGGCCUUGUUAUAAAAACCAUUCCUUCACGUGAAUUUGAAGAUCUAGUGUGCUUGACUGUAAAUAUUGAUGAAGUCAUAAAAACCUCCAACAUUUCAGGACGAUCAUAUUCUUUAAUGACAAAUACUAUACGAAUGCGCGACAUCAGUCUCAGAAGUACAGAACAAAGAUCUUUUACUGUGUUCCUUGACAAGGAUUCCAGGCGAGCCUAUAAGAAUGUUAUCAGUAUUCAAGUGUUUCCUUGCCUAGAACCCAGCUACUGUUUGCAAAAGUCAAGAACAAAACAGACCAACUUGCAAGGGGAAGAAGGCGAUGAUAUAGGACUGGCCAAAUACUUACCUAAGUCUUUACUCUUACCCAUCAAUACUUUUGCAGGCAUUAUUCGAUAAAGAAGCUGAUAAUCCCAACCUUUCAAAUCUUUUGUUGAGUUUCAUUAGGAAUUAUUCAGUGAAAGAAAGGUGUCAAGAUG
This is a messenger RNA of Protobothrops mucrosquamatus (brown spotted pit viper), 2439 nucleotides long. It is a transcript of the gene PIK3R6, whose product is annotated as phosphoinositide-3-kinase regulatory subunit 6. Gene Ontology annotation, cellular component: phosphatidylinositol 3-kinase complex, class IB. Lineage: Eukaryota; Metazoa; Chordata; Lepidosauria; Squamata; Viperidae. The coding region runs from base 107 to 2359 and encodes 750 amino acids. Gene Ontology annotation, biological process: positive regulation of MAP kinase activity; G protein-coupled receptor signaling pathway. The record is from RefSeq and is a predicted model, not a curated record. The transcript is spliced from 19 exons. Gene Ontology annotation, molecular function: 1-phosphatidylinositol-3-kinase regulator activity.